Molecule: messenger RNA, 498 nt
Organism: Cricetulus griseus (Chinese hamster)
Lineage: Eukaryota; Metazoa; Chordata; Mammalia; Rodentia; Cricetidae
Source: RefSeq, a predicted model, not a curated record
AUGGUCAACUCCUGUUGUGGCUCUGUCUGCUCUGAGGAGGGCUGUGGCCAAGGCUGCUGCCAGCCCAGCUGCUGCCAGCCCACCUGCUGCAGGACCACCUGCUGCAGGCCCAGCUGCUGUGUGUCCAGCUGCUGCCGUCCCAGCUGCUGCCAGUCUGUGUGCUGUCAGCCCACCUGCUGCCAUCCCAGCUGCUGCAGGCCUUCCUGCUGCCGCCCUAGCUGCUGUGUGUCCAGCUGUUGCAGACCCAGUUGCUGCAGGCCUUCCUGCUGCCGCCCCUGUUGUAGCAGUUCCAGCUGUUGUGGAUCCAGCUGCUGCCGCCCCAGCUGCUGUGUGUCCAGCUGCUGCCGCCCCAGCUGUUGCCAGACCACCUGCUGUCGCCCCAGCUGUUGUGUGUCCAGCUGCUGCAGGCCCCAGUGCUGCAUCUCCAGCUGCUGCCGCCCCACCUGUUGCCAGACCACCUGCUGCCGCCCAGCAUGCUCUAGUGGUUCCUGCUGCUGA